AUGGCCGGGGCGGUGGGGGCGGCUCGAAUGGGAACUGUGGCGGAGGAGGCGGAGGCGCCGGAGGAGGAGGAGGGGGAGGAGGAGGAAGUUGUAGCGGAGGUGGCGGUAGGGGUAUCGUGGUCGGUGGGGCUACCUACGAUGAGCAUGUCACCGCCGCACAAUUAUCCGUCGCCGGGCGCGGGACUGCAACCGAGUCCGCUCUCACCUCAGAGCGCGUAUAGCCAGAGCGGCCUCAAUUCGCCGCAUAAGUCGUCCGCGAGUCCGCAUUACGACCCGGCUUUUCUGCCGCGAUUACAACAGAGCCCGGCGGCGCUUAGCCCGUCCUCGCCGCCGGCUGUCUCGGCUACGGCGAGUUUCGCGCCAUCCCAUCAUUCCCCGCCUGGCACGCAUUCGGUGCCAAGCGCGGCAUCGCCGCCACCAACUAUGCAGACGCAACUGCAGCAGCAGCAGCAACAGCAGCAACAACAGCAGCAGCAACAGCAGCAACAGCAGCAACAACAACAGCAGCAGCAGCAACAGCAGCAGCAGCAACAACAACAGUCGAUGCCACAGCAGCAGACGAUAUCGCACACGCAGCACGUGCAACAUACGUCGGUGGUGAUGAAGACGGUGUCAGCGGCGGGCAACGGCGGCGCCGGCGAGGUCGAGGAAAUCAACACGAAGGAGCUCGCACAGCGCAUUAGCGCCGAACUCAAGAGGUACAGCAUACCACAGGCGAUCUUCGCACAGCGGGUGCUGUGCCGCAGCCAGGGCACCCUCAGCGACCUGCUACGCAAUCCAAAGCCCUGGUCCAAGCUCAAGAGUGGUCGCGAGACCUUCCGGCGGAUGUGGAAGUGGCUGCAGGAGCCUGAGUUUCAGAGAAUGUCGGCCUUGCGGCUAGCAGCCCUGAGCAACUGCUCUGAGAGCGGAGGCGAGCCGGACGCCAUGCUGGACAUGCACCACCCAGGAACCGGGAUCGACUCGCACCAUCCGCAGUUUCACAACUCCUAUGCUGCACAGAUUCCACAACGCGGAACAUGCAAGAGGAAAGACGAGAUGGCGAACCAGGCAGAACACCAACAGCCCGCCCCCAAGAAACCGCGGCUGGUUUUCACAGACCUUCAGCGCCGUACUCUACAGGCUAUUUUUAAAGAGACCAAGAGGCCGUCGAAGGAGAUGCAGGUGACAAUCGCGAGGCAAUUGGGCCUGGAACCGACGACGGUUGGGAACUUCUUCAUGAACGCCCGACGCCGUUCCCAGGACAAAUGGAAGGACGAGGAUCCGAAGGCGGUCGCGGUCGAGGAGGAACAGUUGUCGCCCACGAUAGGGAUCGGCCAGCGCCAACCGAGCGACGUUUUGUGACACACGUCCGACCACGAGGAGUACCACGACGAGUCACCCGACGAGGAGCUGCCCUUCUCGUAAGGGCGGCGUAUUACCUCGUGGACGUAUCCCUGCUGACACGCUCGAGCCUUAUAAACGACCUCUCCGCGCGACACGCCUUGCAAAUUUUAUCCUGGUCUUCAUAAGUCAUGUCUAUCUCUCUAAUAUUUCGGAGAUAUCGCUGAUUAAUUGGCUAUUUAAAACUAACUCAACGAAUAUCUCCAGAAUUAUCUUAUUUAUUCGAUGAAUAAAUAAACGAGAGACUUUAUUAAGCUUUUUGAUAUUUAGCCGUUGAUAGACAAUCAGCUUGGAGCUCAAAAUCAAAUUUAAACUCGAAGAAAAUUUUAAAUAUUUAGACGUCCUUCAAAAAUACCUGAGAAAAUAUAUUAUAAUUUUUGACGUUCGGCCAUUGAUAAAUAAUCCACUUGAAGCAAAGUGAGAUUUUACACUCGGAGAAUUUUUAAUAUUUGCUCAUACAGAUUUCCAAAGGACGUCCUAAAGAAUGUUCAGAGAAUGUUCUGAGAACGUUUCUAGAACGACUCUUAAAUAAAGUAUGCUGUAUGAAUAUACAUCCUUCGCAAAUAUCUGAAAGAUAAUUUUGGCCAUUGAUAAACAAUCAACUUGGAGCAAAGCCAAAUAUAAACUCGAAAAAUUUUAAAUAUUCUAUACAGCACAGAUCUCCGAAGGACGUCUUAAAGACGUUCAGAGAAUGUUCUCGGAAUGUUCUCAAAAUGUUUCUCGAAUAAAAUACACUGUGUGUUUUAGUCAUUGAUAAACAAUCCACUUGGAACAACGCAAAAUUUCAACACUCGAAGUAUUUUAAAUAUUUAUAUACAGCACAGAUCUUUAAAGGAUCAUCAAAGGACAUCUUAAGGACGUUCAGAGAAUGUUCUCAAAACGUCUCUCGAAUAAAGUGUGCUGCGUGAGUAGACGUCCUUUGCAAACACCUGAGAUUAAUUUACGUGCAGAAAUUAGAAAAAAUCGAAUUGCAAUAUCAUCGUUUCAUGUAAAUGCUGAGCGUGUCGACGAUUGUCUUUUAAGAUCGAGCUGUGUCAAAGCAGGAGCGUCCUAACCGCUGAAUGCGAUCGAUCAUUACGAAUCCCGCAAAGCGAUCCGAAUCAGAUCCAUCAAAGUACGAUCUUACGUUUCUGUUUUCUUUUUAUUAUUUUUUUUUUGUUUUUUUCUUUAGGCUAGUGAAUUCCCGAGUAUUUAUGAUCGACAGAUCGUUUCACGUUAAAGCUCUUAAAUCGACGUUCGAAGUCGAGAAACGAGACGAGUCGAUGUCCGAGUAAACGAGCUGGAGGAUAUCGAUUACAUGCAAUAAUUUCUACUUAAUUUUUCACACGAGAGUUCUCCGUAUUUAUAUAUGUAUUAUUCUCACACACACACACACACACACACACACACACACACACAAUUUGUCUCUCACGUUAAGCGGGCCGUCUCUCUCGACGACGAGCUCUGUUGGACUUAGUUUUAAGACUCGCAUUUUAACGACUCGUCGCGUAUCUCGACUUCGGUCACUUUGCAAACUUCGUGCCAUAGUUUGCCAUAUUAGCGUAAGUUAAUCCGUUAAACUCGGCGCUUCGUGCCUGAUUCUUAGCGUUCUAGUCCACUGUAAUAAGUUCCAAGAGGGACUGCCUGCCCCGUCAGACUGGGGACCAGAGGUGGUUCCUCAUCUCUAGUCAAAAUUCAGAAGCUCGAAUUCUGAAUCCACCCCUCAGCGCCGGAAGUGCGAGGGGUGGUCGAAAGCGCCCGUGUUGUUUUUCUUUAUUUUCUUCUUCCUUUCGCGCAGGUCGCGCGCGGCUGAAGUCGAGUUUAUUCGCCGCCCCCGAAACGGGGGGCGUUUAGUCUAGCCUGUUACCUUGUUUUUCUUGUUCUUUUUUAUGUAAGAGUAGAAAUCGGUCGCUGCUUUAAGUGGGAUAUCGCGAGGGCGAACGUCGAGUAAAACUGCACGAAAGGGCGCUCUGACAAUCGGAGGCGAGUAAAUACUUAGAAAAGCUCGUUUUCCACUUUUUCUUAAUCCUCGAGACUAUGCCCUGCCCUUUACUUUACCGCAUCGGUAAAGCGCGAAAGUUCGAAGGGUCUCCGAAUGCCCGAUCGAGAUACGUCACGAGCUAAAGCAGCGACUUGGUGAUCGCACCAGCGAUUGAAUCCUACUGCGUGCGUUAACGCUUUUGUUCGAGAUUAAGUGCAUUUUAUUUCGUUCACUGGUUCAUAAAUGACUGGCGAUUUCCGAUACUACACGGGGGUGUACUUAAAGUCGCGGCGCUUCCUCUCGCGGAUUUCUCGAGACGCACUCGAGCUCGCCUCUUCUUCAGUUUCAAGUAGAACACAUCAAAAUAACAUCGAAAGGGACUAUUAAAACACUUUUCAAAUUCACUUUUCAAUCAGUCUGCUUGACAUGAAAAUGACGUCGCAAUGACUUCAAAAUGACCACUAAAAAUCACUUUUCAGUAACAAUUCAUUUUAACGUCAUUUUGACAUCAUCGUGGCUUAUUGUUCUGCUUAGUGGUUCGAAUCGAAACCUUCAACAUCGGACAUAUUAUCGAUAAUUCAAUUUCAAAUUGUAAAACCAUAUUUCUAUCUCAGUUUAAUAGAGAUGGACCGAGCGCGAUCAAGAGGAAGAACGCGACUUUCUUACGCACUCCGCGCGCAUGUAUCGUUAAAAACAAAACAAAAAAAAAAACAAACCGAAAAAUCCUUCCCCUCGAAGGAUCGAACAGCAUUUUUUCCACGAGUAAACGGUUAGCGGUAAGGUUCGAUGAUGAUCGCGCAAUCAGCGGCGCGCUAAAUGCGCGACCGGGCUCGUCGUGUCCUCGUUGGUCAGACGAAACGUGAACCAAUUUUCAAAGUGGCUUCGUGUGAGGGUACACGUGCCAAGUGAUAUAUAUAUGUAUGUAUAAACAUGUAUAUCAGAGAGUGGACACUCUUUUGUGCGAACCGAUGGCGGGAGGGAGGUUUAGUGGGGAAAGGAAAGAACAGAGGGAUAGAUAGAAAGAGAGAGAGAGAGAGAGAGAGAGAGAGAGCAAUUUUUAAAAUGGGUGGCUGCACCGCUGUGUACGAGAGACAGAGACAGAAAGAAUGAGGGAGAGCCUGUGAGAAAGAGAGAGAAAGAAAGAGCGAGAGAAAGAGCGAGAGAGAGAGAGAGAGAGAGAGAGACUUUAGCGAGCCGCACUCGAUAUCGUACUGCAAUUGUGCUGUGCUAUUGUACAUACUUAAAAAAAAAAAAGAAGAAAAA
Molecule: messenger RNA, 4603 nt
Organism: Acromyrmex echinatior (Panamanian leafcutter ant)
Lineage: Eukaryota; Metazoa; Arthropoda; Insecta; Hymenoptera; Formicidae
Biological process (GO): regulation of transcription by RNA polymerase II
Cellular component (GO): nucleus
Molecular function (GO): RNA polymerase II cis-regulatory region sequence-specific DNA binding; DNA-binding transcription factor activity, RNA polymerase II-specific
Source: RefSeq, a predicted model, not a curated record